This is a messenger RNA of Lachancea sp. 'fantastica', 1218 nucleotides long. NCBI's taxonomy places the organism in Eukaryota, Fungi, Ascomycota, Saccharomycetes, Saccharomycetales, Saccharomycetaceae. The record is from the annotation of a GenBank genome assembly.
AUGAGCAACGAAUAUCAAGACCAAAGGUCGCGGUCCAGAUCUCCAGAAUUCCGUAAACCAUCGACCCACGAUUACCGCUCUGAAGCACCUCGCCCGAGCAGAUAUAACAAUGGAAAUACCGAGCUUUACGACCAUACAGCUGGCGACUUCAAUAGAAGAGGCGGGAGACCGCGAGGAGGGCGUCGUGGGUUCAGAGGCAGCCGUGGCGGCUAUGAUGACUUUCCACCACGCAACAGAGGACGGAGAGAAGUUAGAGAGCAUGGUCCAUUGUUGUCGGAGGCUCACAUUUCAGAGCAAAGCAACAGGCUUGACAGAAACUACGAAAACAGCGUAUUUGUGGGUAACUUAACUUACGACUGUCAGGCUUCUGAUCUCACAGAAUUGUUUGGAGAAGUUGGCCGUGUUGUUCGUUCCGAUAUCAUAACUUCGCGCGGCCACCACAGAGGCAUGGGUACGGUUGAGUUCACCAAUCCAGACGAUGUGAGCGAAGCUAUCCGUAAAUUCAAUGGCUUUUCAUAUCUGGGAAGGGACAUUUUUGUAAGGGAAGAUAAUCCUCCGCCGGCAAGCAAAAGGAGUGAUGAAAGAAGAGAAGUACAGCAGUCACUUGCAGAUAGGUUUCAUCCUGGGUACGAAGUUUUCAUCGCCAACCUGCCGUUCUCCAUUUCCUGGCAGUCUUUGAAGGAUCUUUUCAAAGAGUGCGGUAAUCCUACUAGGGCAGACAUUAAACUGGACCGUAACGGCAGAUCGAGAGGCUUUGGGACCGUUAUCUACGAAACUCAAGACGAGGCACAAGCCGCUUUGGAGAGAUUUUCCGGUUAUGAGCUGGAGGGCAGAAUUUUAGAACUCAAAAAAGGUCACGGACCAUGGGACAGUGAAUCAUCCCCCGUACCACAAAUCGAGGAAGAGGACGUCACACAAUUCAGUGGCAGCGUCAACUCUGAACUGACCGAGAACGCCGUGGGCCAGGGAGAAAGAUCGAGAACAUUGUAUGUCGACAAUUUACCAUUCGCUACUGCUCAAGGUGACUUGUAUGAUCUCUUCGAAAUCAUCGGUCCCGUCGAACGAGCGGAGCUGAGGUUGGACUCUACUGGCGGACCAACCGGUGUCGCGGUGGUUGAAUACAAAGAUGCAGAACAUGCUGAUGUUUGCAUCAGCAGACUUGAUAAUUAUUCUUACGGAGGCAGAGAUCUCUCCAUUUCGUAUGUGAGCUAUCAUUAA